UGCUAGACUAUUGUAGAAUGUCUCAAUAGCCACACAACACACAAAAUGUGACCAAAGCAAUUCCAAAUUAAAUUUCAAUUAUGUGUAAAAAAGAAAAAAGAAAUUCAAUUAAGGUCCAUCACAUUACAUCUCCACGUGGCGUAAAACCAACCCCGAUUCAAGUAACAGUGCCAUAUUUUCUCUGAAAAACAAAAUUGCUCAAAAUUUAACCAGAAAAUACCUUGAAAGGCCAAAAAUGGUGGCAACCAUAAGUGGUGUUUCAUGCCAAAAAUCAUUGUUUCUGCAAAACCCAGUAAAUUUAAGAGAUUCAAGUACUAAUUUUGUUAGUGGGGUUCCUUUAAAUCUACCAUAUUUGCAGCUAAAUUCCAAUAAAAAGAAGAGGAGAAAUGAUAAUAUAAUUAGUUUGGUGGUGGCUUCAAUUUCAAGCAAAACUGUUAGUAGUACAAGUAAUGGUGGAAGAUUUUAUCUGAAUUUUACCGGGUUUCCGUUUCCUUUGGGUCCUUUUCUUAAUAGACGCACAAUUCGAACUGAGAUUGUAAAGGAUAGCAUAUGGUCAUUUGAACAAGAACAAGCUCUAGGCUUCAGCAGUGUCUCCACAAAUAUUCGCAUGACUGUCAUCAAGCUCAAGUCUGGAGGAUUAUGGGUCCAUGCACCCAUUGCUCCAACUAAAGAGUGCAUCCAGCUUGUGAAGGAACUUGGGGCUCCAGUUGAAUUCAUUGUAUUGCCAACAUUUGCUUAUGAACAUAAAAUAUUUGUGGGACCAUUUUCAAGAAAGUUUCCCCGUGCUCAGAUAUGGGUGGCCCCUAGGCAAUGGAGUUGGCCCUUGAAUCUACCACUUGAAUUUUUUGGUAUCUUUCGCUCCAAAACCUUGCAGGAUGAAGAUUUAUCAACUCCAUGGUCUGAUGAAAUCGAACAGAAAGUUCUGAGCUCACCAGAAGUUGGUAUUGGGCCAUAUGUGGAGGUGGCCUUCUAUCACAAGCGUUCAAGAUCCCUUUUGGUGACUGAUGCCGUGAUUUUUGUCCCGAGGCAGCCCCCAGACUGUAUCAGCAAAGAGUCUUUAUUGGCAUCGGCAAAGAAUGGUUUAGCUGUAAAGAUUCUUAGCAAAGGAAAAGAAGUCCCAAAUGAACCGGUUGUUGACAAUUCAAUGAAUCGUCAGAAAGGAUGGGAAAGAAUGGUUCUCCAGAUCCUAUUUCUUGGUCCAUCAAAUUUGUUAGAACCAAAUGCCACGUUUACUCAGAUGUCCCAGAAGCUGAUUGUCUCUCCUAUAGUUAAAACAUUGGUCUUCAGCAAAGUUCCUGAAAAGGUGAGGGACUGGAUUGAUCGGAUAGCUCGAGACUGGAAAUUCCAGAGGAUAAUUCCUGCACAUUUUGCAGCUCCAAUAAAGGCAAGCAGAUCAGAAUUUCUAGCUGCCUUUUCUUUUCUGGAUGACCUCUUGGGUGAGCAAUAUGUUACUAGGCCUUCACUAUCACUCCUAUUCGCUUCAUUCAUGGGAAAGGCUGCCAAUUACUUCCCGCCAGAUGAUAUGAUAACAUUAUCUUCCCUUGAUGAGUUCUUAGUUUCUGUGGGAGCUGUGAAGAAAACAGUAUCAGGCCGGAAGAGAUGAUAAGCAACUUCUAAUUUCAGCUGCUUAAUAUGUAAAAAUAUGUGUAGUACAUAUCCCUUUCAUAUCCGUGGAAUCUCUUCAAACAUUUUUUCUUUCUUUUCUUCUAUGAUAUAAAGGAAAAUUGAAGUUAA
Messenger RNA from Chenopodium quinoa (quinoa), 1734 nucleotides. RefSeq lists its product as uncharacterized. The transcript has 6 exons. Lineage: Eukaryota; Viridiplantae; Streptophyta; Magnoliopsida; Caryophyllales; Amaranthaceae. The coding region runs from base 236 to 1603 and encodes 455 amino acids. The record is from RefSeq and is a predicted model, not a curated record.